Ambispora leptoticha is the source of this 1806-nucleotide messenger RNA. NCBI's taxonomy places the organism in Eukaryota, Fungi, Glomeromycota, Glomeromycetes, Archaeosporales, Ambisporaceae. The record is from the annotation of a GenBank genome assembly.
AUGGCUUCACCAAGAAUGACCACAACCACAACUGAUGACAUUAUCACUAAUAAUGCUGCUUCCAUUGCGCAAGAAUUACCCUCACAACAACCAGAUCAACCCAUUAACGCUACAGAAAUUGGGUGGCUGUUCGUGCAAGAGUAUUAUACCUUCAUGCACAAGGAACCGAGCAGGUUGCACUGUUUCUAUAACGUGAGGUCAAUCUACACGACUGGCAAGGAAGGUGAAACUGUUAAGACUUGUCAUGGACCACAGGAAAUCAAUAACAAGAUAAUGGAGCUUGGUUUGAACGAUACGACUGUCUUAGUUACUAAUGUUGAUAGCCAAGCCUCGUUAAACGGUGGAAUUGUAAUUCAAGUGCUAGGACAAAUGGCGAACAAAGGCGAAGAAUCCCGCAAGUUUGCGCAGACGUUCUUCCUCGCGGUGCAACCGAACGGGUUCUUUAUUCUGAAUGAUAUUUUGCGAUUCCUUGCGGACGAAGUAGAAGAUGAAACACGCGAACCGCCAGUUGAGGAUACCCCGUUGCCUGUGGAGGAGGAAACAUCAGAGGAGAACAACAAUGUGGUUCUUCCUGAAGAGAAACCAUUGGGUGAAGAAUCAAAUUCACCUACCGGAACUCUAGUAGAUGAACCGAUCAACGAAAAUACUCAUGUACAUCAUAACAUCCAGCUUCAAGAUAAUGUUGCUGUUGAUAGUCAACAACAAAGUGAUCACCCAGCUGCUGAGGAACCAGCUCCUGAUACUGUUUCAGUCUCACCUCCAAAACCAGCCGAACAGAUCCCAGAGCCUCAACCAUAUGUUUUAUCAAGUCCCCGUACACAGGCUAUUGAUCGCGCCGUCUCACCUAAAAAUCAGGGAACAUCGGCAACUCCUCAACCCGCUGUUACCUCCCCGAAAAACAUUAUAGCUUCUCAACAAAAUACCUCUGUCCAGGCUGCUACGGAUCAAACUCAAAUUCAAGCGUCGGCCAAUAAGUCUCCUAAAGCCGUUCAAAUGAGUCCGCCGACCAAGAAUAACAAUGUUAAUGGUAAUCCAAAACAAGUUCCACAAAAUACCAAUACUCCAUCAACUACCACGGCCGUUAGUAAUGUUCCUCAGGCUGCACCUGUUCAACCAGCUGCUGCUCAAGCGAAUAAUGCUGGUCAUCACUACAAUAAUGAGACUUCCUCAAAUCAACAACAGCACUCCAGUGAACAACUACAAAAAAGAGCUGGUUCUUCACAACAAUCUUCCACUGUUAAUGAAAUAUCUGCUCCUACGAAAAAGACUUGGGCACAUUUGGCCGCAAAUGAUCGUGACAAGUGGAAUAAUCAACUUGCUCCGGUUUCUGCUCAUGUCUCGUCUGCUCCAGUUCAAACUUCCAAACCACAACAACAAUCCAUGGGACAAUCUGGUCGCGAUCAGAUGAACCGGCGUCAGGAAGGUCAAAGAGGAGACCCUCAAUUGUCAAUCUACAUCAAAAAUGUGAACGAUACUAUGUCUUAUGAGCAACUUAGAAUUGCAUUCACUCAGUUCGGACCACUCAAAAACCUGGAUGUUGUUCAUCAAAAGAGUUGUGCUUUUGCAGAAUACACUACAGUGGAGGCUUGCCACCGAGCCCUGCAGGCUCGUCAGGUAACAGUUGGAAAUUCGUAUGUAAUUACCGAAGCUCGACGCAAACCUACUGGUCAACGGAAUCUUUCUGAUAAUCGUAACCAAGGCGGAUAUCAGAGAAACUCUUAUCAAAAUCAAAAUGGAAUGAACAAUCGUCAAGGAGGGCGACAAGAUCGUCGAAACUCUGCCACCCACGUAAAGCAGUCACCAUAA